AUGCAACCUCCAUUUCCAUCACCAACGGCCACCUGGCAUAACGAAUCUUAUGAUGCUAUCAACCCAUCGAAUGCAGGCCUCAGCCAAGCAGGGAAGACAGUAAUCAUCACAGGAGCCGGCAGCGGCAUAGGCCGUGCUACAGCUCUAGCUUUCGCGAAAGCAGACGCAGCACGCCUGAUCCUAAUUGGACGCACCGAAUCGACCCUCGAAGAGACCAAAAAGCUUCUCGCAGGGAGUAAAUCAGAAUGUGCAGUCUACCCUGUCUCAGCGACUGAUGAGACUGCGAUGCAUGACAUCGCUAAACAGGUCGGCGCCUGGGAUGUCCUCGUUCUUGCCGCAGCACACAUUUCCUCGCCGUCCAAGAUCGUCGAGGCUUCUCUGCAAGAUUGGUGGGCGGACUAUGAGACGAAUGUCAAAUCCAUCAUAAUCGCUUCACAAGCUUUCAUCCCAAGUGCAAAGCCUGGUGCUGCUUUGUAUACGCUCGCUGCUGGCGCAGCUGCUCUGCCGCCAGCAUACACACCCGGACUAUCGGGUUACCUCGUAUCAAAGACCGCGCAGACAAAGAUCGUCGAGUUUCUUGCCGCUGAGAACCCAGAUCUCUUUGCAUGCGCCGUACAUCCUGGAAUGGUGGAUACAGGUAUCUUCCGAGGCUCUGGCGCGGAUCCGUCACAGCUACCUAUGGACUCUGUGGAUCUAAGCGCGAACUUUCUUGUUUGGCUAUCGCAGCCAAAGACUAAGUUCCUGAGCGGUAAGAUGGUUUGGGCGAACUGGGAUGUGGAGGAGUUGGAAGCGCGCCAGGACAAAAUCAAGGGGAGUUCGAUGAUGACGGUUGGGCUUGAGGGAUGGCCCUACAGUCCUGCUGCUGCGAAGUAG
Molecule: messenger RNA, 873 nt
Organism: Alternaria postmessia
Lineage: Eukaryota; Fungi; Ascomycota; Dothideomycetes; Pleosporales; Pleosporaceae
Exons: 2
Coding region: 1-873 (290 amino acids)
Cellular component (GO): cytosol
Molecular function (GO): oxidoreductase activity
Source: RefSeq, a predicted model, not a curated record